AUGCGCUUGCCAUCUCCGUCGCUCGAUUGCCGCUUCCCUGCUGGCGGCGCUCUCGUUUCGUGCGCCCUCGUGUUUCGUGCGCCCUCGUGUUUCGUGCGCCCUCGUGUUUCGUGCGCCCUCGUGUUUCGUGCGCCCUCGUGUUUCGUGCGCCCUCGUGUGCGCGACCGUUACGCGCAAGUGCCAGCCACGACGGAGGUCGAGGAGCGCCCGACGGAGGCCGUCGAGUCGACGGCGACGGAGGGCGCGCGGCCGCUGCGCAAGUUCAAGCUGCGCGAGGUGCGCGAGAUGUGCGACGGGUUCUCGUCCAAGUGCCCCGUGCUGGGCGAGGGCUCCUUCGGCACCGUCUACCGCGGCUCGGCGGACCUCGACGGGCGCGCCGUCGACGUGGCGGUGAAGCGGCUCAGCGCGGAGAGCCAGCAGGGCGUCGACGAGUGGCUGGCGGAGGUGCUGAUUCUGGACCGGCUGCGCCAUGCGAAUCUGGUGGAGCUGCUGGGGUACUGCAAGGAGAAGGGCGAGUGCCUGCUCGUCUACCACUACUACGCCAACGACAGCGUUGAAACAGCCCUCUUCAAUCGCAAGCGCGCGGGGCAGGAGCCGUUCUCGUGGGAGCGGCGGGUGAGCGUGGCGUGGCAGGCGGCGGAGGCGCUGGCGUAUCUGCACGCCAACGACGUGAUUCACCGCGACUUCAAGCCCUCCAACGUGCUGCUCGAUGCGGACUGGACGGCGAAGCUGAGCGACUUUGGGAUGUGCAAAGAGCAGGAGGCGGGCAAGUCACACGUGUCCACGCGCGUCAUGGGCACUCUGGGGUACCUCGACCCUGACUACAUGGAAACAGGGCUGCUGCGGCAGAGCUCGGACGUGUAUGCCUUCGGGGUGUUCCUGCUGGAGCUGAUCACGGGCAAGCGCGCGGUGUCCGACACGGGGCAGCCGCUCACCAGCUGGGUGUUCCCCUUGCUGGACCAGAAGAAGCCCGAGAUCGACCUGCUGAUCGACUCGGCGCUGGAGAGCAGCUUUGACCGCGAUAGCGCGCUCAAGAUCGCCGUCAUCGCCAAGUUCUGCAUCGGCGACGAGGAGCUGCGCCCCGAGAUGACCGCCGUCGCUGAGAGGCUCAAGAAGCUUGUUGUCUCGUGA
Messenger RNA from Closterium sp. Yama58-4, 1131 nucleotides. The record is from the annotation of a GenBank genome assembly. Lineage: Eukaryota; Viridiplantae; Streptophyta; Zygnematophyceae; Desmidiales; Closteriaceae.